GUAAAUUUUCAUGUGCUUUACUACCUACCUUUCUUAUCUGUACCACAGUAAACUUCAACCAAACUACCAAUUGCUCCUUCUUUUUUGGUUUUUUUUGUAUUAUACACCUUUAAAGAUGCCAAGAAAAAAAUCAGCAACUAAAAAAGCACGCGAAGCUACAACAAAGGACUUGAAUGAAAAGCAAAAGCAAUUGCCGCAAGACAAUGGGAAAAGUCAAUUGAUUGAUGACAAUAGUUCAGAAGAAGAAGAUAAUUCUGAUUCCUUUAAGAUCAAUGAAGAUUUCGCCAAGAGAUUUGAGCAUAACAAGAAGCGAGAAGAAACGCAGAGAUUGGAAGAAAAAUACGGUAAAGAUUUAGCAAAGCAAAAUCUUUCAGAAGAUGAAGACGAAAGUUCCGAAGAAAGUGAAGAUUCUGAAGGCGAAUUGGUUACUCCAGAGGUAGAUGCUGCAAUUCUGAAAAUUCUAGCAAAAAUCCGAAAAAAAGACCCUGAAAUCUAUGAUAAUGGUCAACGAUUUUUUGAUGACACAGAAAAGUCGAUUAAAACAACAGUGAAGGAAAAUAAGGGCCGUCCAAUGACUUUAAAGGAUUACCAUCGUCAACAGCUCAUUUCUGGCGAUGUAAUGGAAGCAAUGGAAGAAGAUGAGAAACCUAGGUCUGAGCUACCAACGCAUGUAGAAGAGCAGGAGCAGCUUCGUAAAGAAACUAUUCAAGCUUUCCAUUCUUCUCGAGAUAAAGAAGAAGAAAAUCCAGAUGAACAUCAAGAGGAGGAGGAGAAGGAGGAAGAAAACUUUUUGAAGAAAAAGGAAAAAUCAAAGGAUGAGCUAGAAGCAGACGAGAAGGCUUAUGAAAAGUUUUUGCUAGAACACGCCGAAACCGAAGACGCUAGUAAAGUAUUGAAAGACUUGUCAACUUCCUAUGUGAAAAACCGACCCGAAGUUCUACAAGGUCUAGAGAACGAAGAGAACGGAUUUGCAGAACAAGACGAAACAUUUUUGGCGAAUUACAUGUUGAAUCGUGGUUGGCGUACUUCGGAUAAGCGUAUUCCCUCUUAUGAAGAAAUUGUCCAAGAGGUUGAUGCUGAUAACCAGUUCGAUGAGACUGCAGACAACUUUGAGACGAAGUAUAAUUUCCGUUACGAGGAAGCAGGUGGUGCCGAAAUUGCUGCACAUCCUCGUGAUGUUCCUGAUAGCAUGCGUCGUAAAGAUGAUUCUCGAAGACUUGCUCGUGAGCGUAAGAGAGAACGCCGAGAAGAAGAAAAACGGAAGCGGGUUGAAGAAGUUAACAGACUAAGGAACCUCAAACAGAAGGAUCUUGAAGAAAAAUUAAAUAAAGUUGCUGAAAUCGCCGGAACAAAUGACAUAGAUAUCUCCGAACUAGAUUUGGAGGGCGAUUUCAAUCCCGAAGAAUGGGAAGCAAAAAUGGCACAAAUCUUCAAUGAUAAGUAUUAUAAGGAUGAUUCUGAUAAAAAACCUGAAUUUGAAGAUGAUAUUGACGUUGAUGAUCUUGCUGCUCCUGAAGACAACAAUGAUUCUCAAGUAAAUGGUAAUGUUGCCGACUUGCCCAGUGAUCCAGAAGCAGUUGAUGAACCUGGAUCACAGAAAAAAACAAAGCGUCAAUCGAGAAAAGAAGCCAAAAAUAAGAAAAGGAAAAUCGAAGAAUAUGUCGAUGAAAAGUAUGGCGUUCCGGAGCCUGUUGCUUCCAGUGGUAGUCAGUUUAGAUAUCGUCAAGUUGCUCCGGAAACUUUCGGUAUGGACGUCUUGGAUAUCUUGAAUGCAUCAGAUUCCGAUCUGAACAAGUAUGUGGGUUUGAAGAAGCUGAUGCCUUAUCGAACACCCGAUCAAAUUGAGAAAGACAAAAAGAAGUUUGGCAAGAAAAAGAGGCUUCGUGAAUGGAAAAAAGAAGUUUUUGGUAAAAGGGGUUAGGUAUAGAUUAAGGUUGGUUAGAAAUGUCGGUACAUAAUGAAAGUUUGAAUAAAACAGAGGUUUUUAUAUACCAUUA
Schizosaccharomyces cryophilus OY26 is the source of this 1997-nucleotide messenger RNA. RefSeq names its product krr family protein. Bases 11 to 1921 code for a protein of 636 amino acids. Lineage: Eukaryota; Fungi; Ascomycota; Schizosaccharomycetes; Schizosaccharomycetales; Schizosaccharomycetaceae. Gene Ontology annotation, cellular component: nucleolus; 90S preribosome. The record is from RefSeq and is a predicted model, not a curated record. The transcript has 2 exons. Gene Ontology annotation, biological process: endonucleolytic cleavage in ITS1 to separate SSU-rRNA from 5.8S rRNA and LSU-rRNA from tricistronic rRNA transcript (SSU-rRNA, 5.8S rRNA, LSU-rRNA).